GGAUCGGGGCCGAGGGGCUCUGCAGCUCCUGGAGGUGGGCGGUGCGCCCCGCCAGUGCGCGGUUCCGGGCUGCGCCGAAAACGUCAGGAGGCUUACUGGGUUUUGUUUCUCAGUUAAAGGAUGAGAAGCAGUAAGGAGCCAUUUUUUGUGAAAUUCAUAAAGUCUUCUGGGAACUCGGAGUAUUUUUUUAAAGCUCUUGAGUCUAUAAAAGAAUUUCAGUCAGAAGAACAUCUCCAGAUCCUUGAAGAAGAAACAGCGCUCAAUAUAAAAGAAAAUGAUAAAUCACUUUACAUUUGUGAUCCUUUUAAAGGCGUUGUUUUCAAUCAUCUCAAAAAGCUUGGUUGUAGAAUUGUUGGACCCCAGGUAGUCCUGUACUGUAUGCAGUCCCAGCGAUGCGUCCCAAGAGCUGAGUAUCCAGUGUACAAUAUGACCAUGGCCGAUGUAACAGUAUCCUGUACCAGCCUUGAAAAAGAUGUUAGGGAAGAAGUUCACAAUUAUGUGCAGAUGAUGGGUGGACGUGUGUACAGAGACCUCAAUGUGUCAGUAACUCACCUUAUAGCUGGAGAAGUUGGCAGCAAGAAAUACUUAGUAGCUGCUUCUCUGAAAAAACCUAUUUUGCUUCCCUCUUGGGUUAAGAUGCUGUGGGAUAAGUCUCAGCAAAGCAUAAUGAGAUACACUGAUGUUAACAUGGAAGACUACGCUUGUCCUGUGUUCCUUGGCUGCACAAUUUGUGUGACUGGCUUAAGUAAUUCAGACAGGAAAGAAGUCCAACGCCUUACUGCUGAACAUGGUGGGCAAUAUACAGGGCACCUCAAGAUGAAUGAAUGUACUCACCUCAUAGUUCAAGAGCCAGAAG
Egretta garzetta (little egret) is the source of this 856-nucleotide messenger RNA. RefSeq names its product DNA topoisomerase 2-binding protein 1-like. The transcript is spliced from 5 exons. The record is from RefSeq and is a predicted model, not a curated record. The annotation marks the transcript as partial. Gene Ontology annotation, biological process: DNA replication initiation; mitotic DNA replication checkpoint signaling; mitotic G2 DNA damage checkpoint signaling. Lineage: Eukaryota; Metazoa; Chordata; Aves; Pelecaniformes; Ardeidae.